This is a messenger RNA of Microplitis mediator, 5003 nucleotides long. RefSeq lists its product as uncharacterized. Gene Ontology annotation, biological process: neuronal signal transduction; chemotaxis. The transcript is spliced from 4 exons. The record is from RefSeq and is a predicted model, not a curated record. Gene Ontology annotation, molecular function: microtubule binding. NCBI's taxonomy places the organism in Eukaryota, Metazoa, Arthropoda, Insecta, Hymenoptera, Braconidae. The coding region runs from base 183 to 2825 and encodes 880 amino acids. Gene Ontology annotation, cellular component: nuclear membrane; rough endoplasmic reticulum membrane.
CAGAGACAGGUGUGUCGCUUUCGAUUUCGCGGAAUCCGGCGUCCGUCAGUCAGUAAUCUAAAUGUGAAUCACGUUCUUGUUUUUUUUUCCUACCAAAGUUAGACGUGUACAUAAAAAUUUACCACUUAAUAAUAAUAAUAAUAAUAAUAAUAAUAACAAUUAAAAUAAUAAUAAUAACAACAAUGGCCACCGAAAAUAUUCCACAGUGGAAGCGAGACCUCAUCCAGCGGCGUAAGAACAAGCCUUCAAAUUCAACCUCAAAUUCAAAUUCAAAUUCAAAUUCUCACCCUUCUAAUCCAGUCACCAGCUCUCAUAUUAAUUCAAAUAUUAAUUCCCAAAAAAAUAUAUCAAGUUCAAUACCCAGUGUAAGUGCAAGUGAUAAUAAUAAUAAAAGGAUUAAUGAAACAAUUUUAGUUAAAAAAAUUACCGCUGGCGCUGGCGUCGGGUCAACAGCAACAGAAACCGAAUUGACGUCAGUUGGAUCAGUCGCGUGCACGAUGCGUCUCGAACCGGACGUAUGUUUGGUUCCUUUUACUAAAAAUUCACUAAAAAUGUCAAACAAAUCAAAGGAUUGCGAGAGCGACAGCUCCGAAGAAUUACAAUACGGCCCCGGGAUCGUAAAUCGUUUGAAAUCAAAAUAUUUGAAUUUAACGCGGGAAAUAAAUAAUUCAAAUUUUCGCCGCGCCGCAAGCUUAGAGGAUUUACUUGAUUGUGAAAGUGACAAACGUAAAUUUAUAAAAAAGUCGGGUCUAAGUGCUCCGGGUUCCGGUUUGGGGGUCGCGGUAAAAACCGAGAGGUUCAGAAACGCGAAUCGCGGAAACGAGUCGAUGAAAAGAGCGCGAUCUGUGGAAACUUUAAUGAGAUACGACGACAAGGUAUCGAGAGCUGGUGAAAAUGAUCACAUUGUUCUGGUGGACAGGACAGUGAAGAUCGAAAGCCGGUUGGAAGACCGCCCGCGGCUGCUGAAGCCCAAGAGAUUGAAGCCGGUGGUCGCGGAAACCGAACGGCCGCCUCCGGAUCUCGUGAAAACGACGAUGAGAAUUUUUGAGAGUUCGGUUAAGAAAAUAAAACCCAAAGGCGAGGUUGCUAUCAAGGUUGCAACUUUUAAAACGAUAAAUGAUAAUUUUAAAGCACAAGGCGGGAAAAAAAUUCAAAUUCAAAUUCAAAAACCGGCGAUUCAACCGAAACCUUGCGGUAGAGUUGGAAAAACGAUUCAAAAUGUCAAAGAUGACAAAGAUCAAGGUGUCGUGUUGGAAAAAAUUGUCAAAGUAUCGACUGUUGUCAGUAAAUUUCAACAAAUCGCUGAUAUUUGUUCGCCCUCGAUUAGUCCAGAGCCUAAAAUUAAAAAUUUUGAAUCUGGGACCAAAAGUUUUGAACCUGUACCUAAAAAUAUGGAAACUGGGACUAGAAAUUUUGAAGUUGGAAUAAAAAAUUGCGAACCGGAAGUUAGAGAAAUAAAAAAUGAAGAAGAAAUAGAAGAAGUAAAAGAAGUCGAUGGUAGAAAAAAAAUUUCUAAAAAUGCAAUGGAAAAUAUAUCGAAUGCUGGCGAAACAUUGAAAUAUAAUUUUAAUGAUAAUUUAGAAUGUAAAAAUUAUUUACCAAUUUUAGUAAAUGGAACUCAAAAAAAUGAUAAAUCUGAGAGCGGAGAGAAAAUUAUCGAAGUAACGGAAGUACUGGAAGUCAAAAUUGCUGAGGAUAAAAUUGAGGAAAAAUAUGAGAGCAAAAUAGAAGCGAGAAUUGAAGUUGAUACCAGAAGUGAAGUUGAUUUUGUCAAUGACUCGAGAAGUCAGGAGGGAGAUGAGGGUGGGGAUGAAGUCAAAGUUGUAAAGGAAGUUGAAGUUAAGGGGGCGAUAAGUUCAGGGAAAACUGGAAAUAAAGUUAAGGAACCGGUGGCAAAACAAAUUGGGGUGAUCAGGCCGUUGGUCAGCACCAAGAGUUUGAGCAACAGGGAGAUGGAGAAGAAUUUGAUCAAUAGGGUGAAGAGUAUCGAGAGCGAGCAGCCGACCAAGGUCGUUGUUAGUUUGAAAACCGCGGAGGAAAUUGGAAAGAAAAAUGGUACUGGGUUGUGGGACAAACCUUGGAACCAGCAGAACAAUACUAUGGUUUUUAAUUUUAGUAAUAGGAAGGAUGUGCCAGAUUAUAUUGAGAAUGAUGGGCUGAUUAUUAGGAGGAAGAGGGAGAAGAGUAAGGGAGAGGGGAUAAUUGUACUGGAUGCGACACUGGACGCAUCGACGACCGACGACGGGGACUGGGAACUGUCUGGAGGCCCGCCCUCGCCUUGUGAUGUUGCUUUUUCAAAUGAUAACAUACUAAUUAACGGCCGUAGUAAUUUGUCGAGGUCACCUAGAAAUCAUAAGCACCGGAUACAAUUUGACGACACGGCGACCCGGACCUUCGAGUAUCCGAGUGAGGCGUCGAUGCUGGAGGACGAGGGCAGUUGUGUUGACGGUGAAACUACUUCCGGUACGGCGACGGGUAAAUCAGAAUCUGGGACUGGUAAUGGAGAUGGAGAUAUAGAUGGAGAUGGUGUUGGUGAUAUGUGUGGCGGAUUAUUGACGACGGAAUUGUCACAGACGCAAUUGCAGCAGUGUAAUAUUUCUAAUGCUGCUGCUAAUCCUAUUUUAGGUGGUGGUGGACUCGCCUCAUUCACGCCAACAAAAAUGGACUUAACCGCCAAAACAUUUGAACUCGGCGUCACUAGAUCGCCAGCGCCACCUGUCGAGACCCACCAGCCAGUGGUCGAGCAAUCGAUAGAGGAAGCUCAGGAUUUGUGUGCCGACUCAGCCGCCUGGGGCGCUGAGGCUACCGCUGACCUUCUCUACUAGCCAUUAAAAUUUAAAAUUUAAAAUUCAUCUUUUCCCGCUUUUAUUUUAAAAAGCUCAUUUUCACCCAAUUAUUUAUUCCGCAGGAUAACGGGAUUUUUUUUCCUCCUAUUUACUCCUAAUUAAAUCAUUCCACAAGCAUUUAAUUAUUAAUUAAUCAAUUAAGCUCAUUAAUUAGUAAUUAUAAUAAUAAUCAUUAUAAUAUAACGAUCAUUAAUUUCUAACUGCCGAGAGUUUUGAGACUUUGCGUUUGUAAAAAAAUGUAAUUAGUAAUUAUCUAAUAAUUAUUAAUUACCAGCAGGAUAAAAAAAAACUUUUAGAAUUUUUUUUUUACAAAAAAUUGUUUUGAAAGCUUUUUUUUACAUUUUCCAGUGCGAGAGCUCGAAGAGUGAUUGUAUAAUCGACUAAAAAUAUUUAAUUAAUUAUAAUUAUUAUUGUCAUUAAAAUAUAUAUAAGAUAUAUAUAAUAUAUAUAAGAUAGAGUAGAUUUAUAUGAUAAAUUCUGCCAAAGUAGAUUAAGUCUACUUGAAUAAUUACACUAUGGUAUUUAUAAUCGACUAGUGGUUUUUAAAAAAUCACAAAAAAUUUUUACAUUUCCAAAAAAAAGUUUUUGUAAAAGCUUUCAUAGUAAUUUCGACUUCCGGUCAAAAGCUCGGCUAUUUUCGGAAUCCUUGGAGUCAGGCUGAUUGACUAGUACCUGAGCUUGCGAGGUUUGUUUACGUUAAAAAGCUCAAGGAUAGAAAAUGAUAUUAAAUAAUUUUAUACAAAAAUUGAGAGAGAUUUCGAAAGCUGUGGUAGUGAUUAUGGCCUUUAAUCGAAUGCUCAAUCAUAUUUAGAUUCUGCAGAAAGUAUUUGAUGCAAUAACGUAUGAGCUUGCGAGAUUUGAUUGUUCUUGCGCUCGUAAAAGCUCAGGGCUUAUAAAUGUUCUUAAUAAGAUUUAAAAAAAUAUAAUUUUUGAGCUUUUGUGACCACGAGACGACACCCAGAUCAAAAACUUUACACCCAUUCUUGCGAGUGCUUGCGAUAGUUGGAAACCUCUGUAAGCAAAAUAUUUGCAAGUCGGCGCUUUUUUACAAAAUUUGGGCACAUGAGAUUUCGUCGCAAAAUUUUGUGUUAAGCUCAUUUUCAAAAGCUUCCAAUUUUUUAUAAUAAUAAUGAAAACUUGCAAGCUUUCACACUUAUUAUCAACUUACGUCGCAAGCUCAAUAUUUUUGUGUAAUAUAUGUCCAUUCUUCGUCAAUUUGACCACGAGCUUUUAAUACAAACUGAUAUCCUAAUUUUUUAAAAGCUCUCAUAUUUUGUAAAAUUCAAAACGAUGCUAAAAUGAAAACUUAACUAGAUCGCGAUCGGGAUAUUGGUUGAAGCUCACGUGUCUAAGCUCUACUGAAUUAAGAUUCAAGCUCCAUGCAGAUACCCAGGGCUCUUGUGGCUGAGCUUUUAAAAUUUAUUUCAAGCCUUAAUGGAAAUUCUUUCUCAACACAAAUUUUAAUUUUUUCUCAAAAAUCUUUAGCUCGCAAGCACUCAUACUAAACAUCGACGCAUCUCGCAAGCUCAGUGUAUUCUCUAUGUAUUUUUUCCCGCUCUUUCGAUUUCCGCCCGAGCUUUUGACAUCCGACGCCAUCUUGAGCUCUAAAACGAGCUCUAAAGUUUUCCACCCAAAAAAUUUUUUAUAUUUAUACUAAAAUCCAUACGUCGAGUUCUCUGGCGAGCUCAUUUAAGUAAUACCCGUUUAUUUUUUUGUAUAAUUAUUUGAGUUAUUUAUAAUUAGUAAAAAUGUGAUAUAUAUUAAUUUUUAUGCGUACUUUUUUUUUAAUUAAAUAAUUAAAUUAUUUAUUUAAAUCAUUGAGUUUUUUUUAGAAUGAAUUCUUCAUUCCAAAUUCAAUUAUUAUUAUUAUGAAAUAUGUAAUUAAUUUAAUUGUACUUGUUUUAAUGUUUUAUUUGUAUAUUAUUAAUUAUUAAUUACAUGAACUUAUUUAUUAUUAGAUGAAAAUAAUUGUUUAAUUGUAUACGAAAAAAAAUGUUUUUUUAUAAAAAAAAAAAAAAUAAUUAUAUUUAAGAAAUUACUUAUAAGUUGUCUGUAAAAUUAAGCGUGUAAUCAGUGUGUUGUAAAAUUAAUUAUGAUAUAAUUAUUAUAAUUACAAUUAUAAUGAUGAUAAUAAAAAACAAAUACAUAUUUAUAAAA